AAGGAAUAGAAGCUGACGGAUCAUAUGAGAUAGAAACAACUUAUUCCCCUUCACAAAUAGAAAUUGAAGAAAGCGAAGAGAUUGACGAUAUGAUAUCGAAUAAUUACUUAACUUCGAUUGCUUCAACUAUCGAUCAUAUUCCUUCUACAGAAUCUUUUACUUCUGAAAGUAGCUUUCCAGCUCCAGUGAAUCUUCAUCUUGUACCGAGGCUCUUUAAAAAUCCUUAUUAUAAAACUCCAAAAAAAUUUAAAACUCUUAAACAAAUCCUAGUCGCCGAAAGAAAUUUAAAUACGCCUUUAGAUGUACCAACUUCACCGCCUUCAAUUAAGCCGCAAAAGAAAUAUUGUGACAUUACGGGAUUAGAAGCAAAAUAUACGGAUCCAAAAACGCGUCUUCGAUACCAUUCUGCAGAGGUAUAUAAAGAAAUUAAACAGUUGGCGCCCGGUGUCAUCCAAGAUUAUCUUGGAUUAAGACACGCUGCGGUUGUAUUAAGAUAA
Molecule: messenger RNA, 497 nt
Organism: Funneliformis caledonium
Lineage: Eukaryota; Fungi; Glomeromycota; Glomeromycetes; Glomerales; Glomeraceae
Source: the annotation of a GenBank genome assembly